AUGAAGAAACUUCUAGUGGUGUUGUUGCUAGUUGGUGCAGCCACCGCGGCUUGCAUCCAUACCGACUUGGUGCAAGCUCCGGAGAUGAUAGUCACGUACGAGGAGGUAGAUGGCGACACUGUCACCGAUGUGCCCGUCACAGCGGUCGCUACUCGCACUAAUAUUAGUGUCGGCACCAUCGGCAAUAGUAGAUUGAUAGCCAGGAGUGUUCACGUCCAAAAUGCAGUUGCCAAAGCAAGACAUGUCCGAGACAUAUCAUUCCGAUCGGACGAUCCUAUUAAGAUCAGCGCGAUCCGGGUGACACAUGUCGGCUCUGUAGAUGGCGCCACUUCAUCCAUCAAGUCGGGAGGUGUUGGGAACUCCUUCGUGGUCAUCAGGCUCCAGACUGCGGUAGGACGCGGGUAUCAUUACACCAUCGAAAUUUAUGGACGCUAAACUGAUAGAAAGAUUGUCAACUUAUUUUCUAAUGGUAGUAUUAUUUUUAAGAAUUGUUAC
Molecule: messenger RNA, 495 nt
Organism: Helicoverpa zea (corn earworm)
Lineage: Eukaryota; Metazoa; Arthropoda; Insecta; Lepidoptera; Noctuidae
Exons: 2
Coding region: 1-435 (144 amino acids)
Source: RefSeq, a predicted model, not a curated record